Molecule: messenger RNA, 590 nt
Organism: Sorghum bicolor (sorghum)
Lineage: Eukaryota; Viridiplantae; Streptophyta; Magnoliopsida; Poales; Poaceae
Exons: 2
Coding region: 30-380 (116 amino acids)
Source: RefSeq, a predicted model, not a curated record
UCAAACCGAAGAAGGGUCCCAAGGGUGCCAUGCGAAGGGCGUGGAAGAACAUGCUUCCGGCGGAUCGAAUUUUGAUAUUCUGCAUGAAGCAUGAGAUCGUAAGGAAACUACAAACUCCUGCAAGGGAUCAUAUCAUCUUUCCUGAAGCCAAUGUGCUGAAAACGUUUCAAGCUGCUUCUGCACCCAUGGAACAAGAUAUGCCUGAGCCUGACCAAAAAGAGGCGCCUGACCACUCGUUGCCGGAGCAAACCCACUCGUCGCCUCCACCGGCUGCAAGCGACCAGAAUCAGUGCUGCUGUUCUGGCCCUCUCGACUCAUUUGCUCCAAGUUCCUUGUUCAUGCAUCCGCAUCCAGGCUCCUGUGGUUGGCUCGAUGACUAACUAUACAACCUAUCUGCCCCUUAUAGAGAGGAAACACCUGUUACAGGUCAUUUUGCAAAUAAUUGCAAGUAGACAAGCUAGUGUUGGAUUGGAUAUAUACGAGAAAACCUGAAUUCUCUUUGUCGCUGUAGUUAUAGGAAACACCUUGUUUUAUAGCUUGUUGUACCUCAAACCUGCAGCCUUGUACUCAUCACUACCGGAAACCUUAUC